Protopolystoma xenopodis is the source of this 897-nucleotide messenger RNA. Lineage: Eukaryota; Metazoa; Platyhelminthes; Monogenea; Polystomatidea; Polystomatidae. The record is from the annotation of a GenBank genome assembly.
AUGUAUCUAUCUUUCUUUAUUUCUACAUCAUCCACUUUUCCCAUUUCGUUCGCGCCAUCUACGUCGCCACAACGCCUGUUAUGUCGCAUACCUCCUUCCUUCUGCCCAUCCCCCCGUCUGGGCGUUGCCCACCUGGUCGUCGGUCCGGCUAAGGGAGACGGUGUAGACAAGCUGUGCCCAUGUGUGUGUGUGUGUGGCCCGAGGGAGGUCAGUGACACGCGGCCGGCUGCCUCAGAACACAAGUUCUGGCCGGCCUUGGAAUGGACGUUGACGACUCAUCCGUCCAAAGUGGACCUUCGAGAAGUUGAUCUACAAAUCUGCCCACCUCCCCCUCCCCCCUCUCCCCCCCUAGCCCUCACACUGAUCACUUGUCGGCGCACCCAAUUGCACAAACAACAACCCAUCCCGCAACCAGGUCUCCGUUCGUGGUACAGACGUGGUUUGACUUUGAUUUGUCAAUUUUGUUGUGCUGCUACUUCGGUCUGGAGUCUUUUUUCCUCCGUCUCGAACUGUGCAUUCGGUUCAGGCUGUGACGUGGCUCAAUUGGCGCCAGACGCCAACCAGACGCCGACUGGCAUGCCAGCGCAUCUUCCGGGAAUCCUGCAAAUCCGCGGUUCCACUCUGGAAGAUUCCAUCCUCUCACCUCCACUACUUUCCUCGUCGUCGCUCCCACCUUUGCCCACACCUCCUGUCAUCACUUUGCCCUCAUUCACUCUCUCAUUUUUGCUCUCUUUCUCUCUCUCUCUCUCUCUCUUAUCCUCGUUCGGUUGUCAAAUUUGCCACUUUAACUGUGGAUGUGGAACUGGUGAAAACGCCGGCUCGUCUGUAGGGUUGCUCUGUCUGAUGUUCGCCUCAACAACAGGAUUAGUUACCGUGGUAACAAGAGACGGCCGAUGA